AUGGUGCCACCGAUCCGCACAGAAAAAGAUGACAAGGCCAUUGCCUUCGCAAAGACCCUGGAACAUGUACCCUGGUGCGAUGACUAUGAGAAGAUGGUCUCUGGCAUGCUGUACAGCUGCAUGGCGCCGGAGCUGGUGGAAUCGAGGCACCGUGCCCGACGUCUGGCCCAGAAGUUCAACACUUAUGUCCCGGGUGACGAUGAAUCUGCAGACGACGUUGCCACAAAGAGAGUAGGCAUGAUUAAGGAGCUAUUCGGUAGCAUUGGAAAUGACGUCUACAUCGAGCCCAGCCUGCAAGUUGACUAUGGUUGCAACAUCACGGUUGGAGACCGCUUCUAUGCCAACUUCAAGUAUGCCAUCUCCUAUUUCCUUCUACAUCCAAGAACUACCUCCGUUUUUCCCCACGAAAAAACACUGCUGACUAGGGACGUACCAAGCUGCGUCAUUCUCGACUGUGCUCAUGUUACCAUUGGAAACAAUGUCUUCUUCGCGACAGGAGUCAGUCUCAUCACGGCAACCCACGAGACUGCCUUGCAGUCCAGGAGAGACAACAUCGAGUACGCAGAGCCCAUCACCAUUGGCGAUGACUGCUGGUUUGGAUCGAAUGUCACCGUGUUGCCGGGAGUCAAGGUUGGCAAGGGCUGCACCAUUGGUGCGGGCGCGCUCGUAAACAAAGAUAUCCCGGAUUACUCGGUCGCAGUUGGUGUUCCGGCAAAGGUUGUUAAAAAGGUUGAACCGGUUGAUUAG
This is a messenger RNA of Colletotrichum orchidophilum, 747 nucleotides long. RefSeq names its product galactoside O-acetyltransferase. Lineage: Eukaryota; Fungi; Ascomycota; Sordariomycetes; Glomerellales; Glomerellaceae. The transcript has a single exon. Gene Ontology annotation, molecular function: acetyltransferase activity. The record is from RefSeq and is a predicted model, not a curated record. Bases 1 to 747 code for a protein of 248 amino acids.